This is a messenger RNA of Cylindrotheca closterium, 852 nucleotides long. The record is from the annotation of a GenBank genome assembly. NCBI's taxonomy places the organism in Eukaryota, Bacillariophyta, Bacillariophyceae, Bacillariales, Bacillariaceae.
AUGGCAGAAAACGCAGAUGAGCUCGCGAAAAAGCGAAUUGAAGAAGAGAUGAAGAAAAUCCAGUUGGAGACAGAGGAAAAAAGAAAGGCGAAAAUGAAGGCUCUGAUUGGCGACGACGCGGUCCCUGUGGAAGCCCGUAAGAAGGGAGUGGACGAAUCGGUUCAAAAAUGGUCGGAAAAGGGUACUCACCAGGUAGAAGAACCUGACAUCAAAGCUGGUGGCCAUGCUGGUGAAACGCUUAAAUCGAUGAAGGAUGCCUUUGAGAAACAUGUUCAAGAGGACGCUACCAAGGGCAAGAGCGCCACUACUGCAGAAGGAGAGGGAGAAGCUCCACUGGAUCCCGAAAAAGCCGAAGAAAUUCGAAAAAGGUUUGCCAAGCCAAAAUCAGAUGUUCCAGAAGGAGGUGAAGAGCCAGAAGGAGGAGGAGGAGGAGAAGACGACGAAGAUGCCGAAAUCAAUCCAGAAGAAGCCGCCUUUCGAGAAGGCUUUUCGUCGAUUGAAAGUGAGGAGACGACCAUGGUGGGCUUGGAGAAACAUGUUAGAAUUACUGGCACUGAUCUCGAGGGACGCAAAUUCACCAAGACCAAGAUUUUCUUGCCCAAAGUAGAAGGCAAGACGGUACUCCAAGGCAAGCAACCUGCCAAAGAAGGAGAACCACCGAAUUGGGAUGGCCACUUUCAUGCGUUGGAAGACAUUCAGCAACUUCGUGUGGAGGGAAUGGACAAGCAACAUCGCGAAAUGUACUUGUCCCCAGAAGACUUUGAGAAAUACUUUAAAAUGACCAAAGGAGCCUUUGCGAAACUGCCCAAAUGGAAAAAGAGCAAACUGAAGAAGGAUUUGCUUUUGUUUUGA